Molecule: messenger RNA, 1302 nt
Organism: Nematocida parisii ERTm1
Lineage: Eukaryota; Fungi; Microsporidia
Exons: 1
Coding region: 1-1248 (415 amino acids)
Source: RefSeq, a predicted model, not a curated record
AUGAGAACAGUAAAAGAGAAAUUUACGCAAUCUUUCCUUCUUCUGAAAAGAUCGUUAGAAAUAAAAACUCUUCCAGAGAAGAAAGAAAAUUCUCCAACUGUAGCAGAUUUGCUUAAAAAAUUGAGUGAAAUAGAAAGUAACAGCAUAGACAGGAACCUUCUUAUACAAAGCACUGAAAGAAAGGACAAAGAAAUAGAAGAAAUAAAGGAAGGGAUUGGAUCUCUUUUAAAAAUAGCGAAUACUCAAGAGGAAGCCAGAAAAGAGAGAAAGCAACAGAAUGAGAUAAAAACCCAGGAAUAUUUGGAAAAGCUUGAGAAGAUGGUAUCUUCUAGUUCUUCAUCAUCAAGUUCUUCUUCCAGCUCGUCCUCAAGUUCUUCAUCAAGCCCGUCUUUCUCUUCUUCUAGCUGUGACAGAGAGUGUGAUGAGAAACGGGAACAGAAGAAUGAUAAAAAACCCGCGGAGGAUGAUACUGAUUGUGUGCUGACCAAAUAUAUAAAUUCACUCUUUGUGCAGAAGCCAUUAGAAAAAGGAAAGCCUUCCGUGCAAAAGAAAGAUCGCAUUCCGCCAAGUAAAUGUUCUGCAGUAGCAGAAGAUUCAAAUACCAAUAUGAAGAACACUCUUAAAUCCUCUGUAAUGUCUUCUAAUAAGACGAGUGAUAAGAAAGGCGCGCCUUCUGGGAUUUCAGACGAGAAGAAUCUGCGCCUUGUUCUUACUCCAAAUAAACCGAGUAAGGGAGCAUCUGCAGAGAAACCCACAAAGAACACCAGAGCACAUGUGCCCACUGCUUCUAGUAGUGCAAUUCCUGUGGCCAAGCAGGUGGUCCCUAUUGUUAUUGGCGGCAAGAUUCGUGCUAAUUCUUCUUCUAUACCAGAACAUGUUCCAAAAAACAAUCCGCCUGUAGAGGUUAGUUCUACACCAGAAAGCAGCCCCAGCACAGAUGUAUCUAUCUCCAGCCCAACUUUUAGUAACCCAGAAUCUGAUCGAGUAGAGGACAAGCUGCAGUUCAUUAGCAAGCAGGGAACUGUGGAAGACGAUGCCAGGCUAUACGGGAUGAUCACUAAAACUAUUGAAAAAAUGAAGGAAAGAAAAGAUUUUGAGGCCAUAAAAAUGUCCAUGCAAAUGGACAUAGCAAGGAAGUACAUAAAAGACUUUAUUGACCUUAGAAUAGCCAUGCAGAAAACCCAGCCAGAUGUAACAAAGCAGGAUAAAAGAAAUAAGCGAAAGAGACAGCAGCGAACAUUCGACUAAUCUGCGCAAUACAACUAUCCCACUUUUAUUUUAAAAUAAAUCUCAUAUUCUAGC